AAAACGAAAACUUUACUAUGAAUCCAUCAUCAAGAUUGGAAGGGUGGUACCAACACAAUAUAUGGAGUCCCAUCAUUGACCCAGCGUUCCGUAAUUUUGAGAUUGAUCUUAUACGUGGGGAAGGCUCAAGUAUGGCAUCUAGUGAUAGAAAAAAUGAUGACACGGAUUGUGAGGAAGAUCGAAAGAAGAUCGGAAGGAAAGGAGAUGGGGUGUUUAGAUUAAAUGGAGAUAGGUUGGAAUUUGGGGCUAUUGAGGCCGGAAAGAAAUGGGAAGGAAAAAACGGAAAAAAAUACAUUACUGACAGCUUGAAACUUAGUAAGAUGCUCAGGGAUAUGCUAGUGCAACUUGCAAAAGAAUGUAAUAAUGAUGAACAAAUUGUUAGGAAAUUACAGACCGUUGGGAUGUUACAUAGUGCCAAUCGAUUUCAACUCCUUACUUUGGAUGCUCCAAAGGGAUAUAUUUGUCGAAUUCGACGUUUUGACUUUCACGAAGUUGCUAAUCAUAUAAAUAAUCCACCAUUAGCAUUUGUGCUAAAAGACAUUUUAAGAGCAAAGGCAAUUAUUAAACAGACAUUAGAAUUAGUGCAAGAAAAGAAAUCUGAUCUUGAUGAUCUCGAUGAUUUUGAUGACGAUGGGAGGGAAGUUAAG
Messenger RNA from Racocetra fulgida, 647 nucleotides. NCBI's taxonomy places the organism in Eukaryota, Fungi, Glomeromycota, Glomeromycetes, Diversisporales, Gigasporaceae. The record is from the annotation of a GenBank genome assembly.